ACGAAAUUGUACGGAAAAUUCCGAGCUCACUACGCGCUUUCUACAUUAAAUGGAAAUAUGCGUUGUGCUGUCAAUAUCAGCGAGCUAAUAUAAGUACCGUUUUAUUUCAGUCAAGAUCGAGCUGGAUGUAGUUUUGACAAUCGACAAUGGAAGAUCUGGUGGUUGACCUUCGGAGAACGAAUGCUCCUCUCGGCUUUUCAUUUCGGUCAUUCAUGACUUGCAAGGAAAUUCAAGUACUAAGGAGUUGUAUUGACGUCAUUGAAUCACAGAUAGACCCGUUCUUUGUCGCAUACGUUCUAGUUAAUAACGGUUACAUUACAAAAGAGGUGUAUGACACAAUAACACACAUGGACAUUUGUCGAGAAGGUAGAUCUAGCAUCAUGGUUUGUCUUUUGAGAGAACUAACCAGUCGCCUGAGCCUGCAGACAUUGAUAAAGGUCCUGGAUGAAUUGUGUUACAAAGAGGUUGCAGCAAAACUACUGUUAGCUCUUUUCAAACAUCAAAAUGAAGCAGUGAGAGUUAGUGAGGUUUACAAAUCGACUUCUGGCAAACGCCCUAUGAUCCACACUUUCUUCCUAAACUUAAAAAGGAUGGUCCACGACGCACAGUUCAAUAACCCAAGGGAAGCGCUGCAGAAACUUGCGGACAGGUUUAUGAUGAAGAUGAAUAUGGAAACCAAUCUGGUUAAAAAACAAAUCUUCGCCGACAAAUGUGUUGCAAUAUUAGGAGCUGAAAUCGAUGCGAUUGCUAUCACAUUUGAUACGGAUUUACGAAACAGUAAAGUAUUUGAGGAGAUGAGAAGCCUUACAAUUAACUCAAGCAACACGAUGAUCACUGACGUGGUGUAUUACGGUCGCCUUGCAAACGCACAAUGCAUAGCUGGACAAUUUGAGGACGGUGAGAAUAUGUUGCGGGCUGCACGAAGCCAGGCUUACCACAUUGGACCCUGUUUAGAACUGGUCAACAUGUUGUACAUAGAAGUGUGUGUUAGGCUCUGGAAGUUUGAACACUCGCCGACCAUUGAACUAAGAAAGUCGCUCAUGCUUUACGGUCGUGCUGGCUUAGAAAGUCUUGAAGAAGAGGAUGUCGAUACUAAGACGCUAUGGAGACGAAUGUUCAUCCUCAGAAUGGUUUCCUGCUUGAUUGGGCUUGGAAAAAGGGCAAAUGUUAUCGAAAACUGUCCAUUAAGCGCAUGCGAUAUAGCUGAGGCUAAACUAUUACUUGCUGACAUCGAACCUUCAUUGGAUGAAAUGGAAAUCAGAAGAAAGAUGUUUUUCUUUGCUGCAAAAGCAAGAAUAGCUGAACUAACCAAACAUAAAGAAGACUGUUUAACUUAUUUGCAUAAAGCCGCAUUCAUGGCUCGACAAGGGCAAUUUGAGGAGUUGAAAUUUAUUGUGGAAUUCUUAAAGCGAAUGACUGAUUCAACAAUUCACAAUACCGAACUUUCGGUAUUAACGUUUAACAUCAGACAUCCAAACGAGAGAGACCGAUUUAAUGUUGACGCUAUGGAUUACUCCCAAAGUAAUGUUGUUGUUAGCAGAGUGUCUCCAAAAGGCAAUACAAACAGUGAAAACUUAAAACAACUAAGGAUGUUCGCAGAAACAACUGGUAUAGAACCUAAUAGAUUGCAAAACAUUCAGGUCGCAUAUUCAAAAGAAAACACUGUUAUACUUAUUCAGUCAGAAUUUGACGCUGCCACUCCGCAGUUAUUCACAUCUCAAACGCAUCCGUUAAAUGUUACUGAUUUAAAGAGCGAAACCUUCCAGCGUCCUGGUCAUUCUAAGAUGGCAGGUGCCUUUUUCUUGGUAAGUCAAGAAAAUUCAGAUCUGGUAUCGUCUGAGCAACCGCAAUGCUUCCUGCAAGAACAUGCGUCUAUAGCCCGGACGAACAUAAACGCCAUGAAAAAUUUGGAUAUUAAUAACGCCAAGCCAGUCAAGUCUUUGGAGUCAACUUGCGAGCAGUAUGUUAUUCUUACCCCUUCAUCAUUUGAACGCGAUUUGUACGACAUAAGAUCAACUCACAAUGAACCGAUGUUAUUUCAGCAAACAUACCUCAAACAAAGGUAUCAAGAAAAUUGCACGCCGGUAUUACCGCAUCGUGAAGAGUAUGGCACGCUGCACAAAGAAACAGAGGCGCACAGGCCUUUGGAUACAAAAGAACCUUUCAGAAAUGAUAAGAGUGUGCUGCAAAGUGACGGAAAGUGGCAUCAGUUUUCAGGUACAAUAUCUGAACCAACAAAUGAUUUGGAAAACAUCACAUAUAAACAUAUUGAAAACUAAUUGUAUGAUUCGUAAAAGGAACGGCUAACAUUUACCAAUGAUAAAAUUGGAUUAAGAUCAAACCAAUGCGACUGGUAUGUACAGCAACUGGCAGAAGCUACCUAUAUACGAACGAGAUCUGUUCGAACAAUCAGAAGAAAGUCUAAUGAAACUGCACUUCAACAAGGAGAAACAUCUUUAAGUGAAUUGAUUUGAUUUUGUAGAAAGUGAUUUAAACUUGGAGUCAAUGGCACACACAUAGUGAACGACGUUAAAUCAAUUCACAAACAUUUGUUUACGAUGCGAAAAUAUGCAUUGCUUCAGACAUGAUAUAAAUACCAAUGACAUCGGAAACGCUGGCGCAAGACCAAUGGAAGAUACUCAUAUCAACUAAAUCGAAUGAAUUUUCGACAAACGAUUACCAGGAAAUAUCGAAUAGUGAAAGACCAGAGAUGUCUGGAGAGACAUCAUUUGAAGUAAUGUGAGUGCCAAUUCGUUCUUCUUCGUGUGCUUCUAUUGGUCACGAUGAAAGAUCGGCAAUUUAUAGACAAUCCUCAUCCGAGGUACUUAGCGUGGAAAUCGAUCUCGUUUGUUUACUAGACAAGCUCUUUCAAGCUCAUUAGAUGAGCACCCGGAGUCAAAGGGUCCAUGAAAAGUGUAGGCAAUAAUUACGCUGUAAACAAUGCACAUUUAGGUAUGUCAGAAAACUGGUCUCUGAUGAGUGGGGAGUUAUUUGGAGAUUAGAUCACUGGAUUUAUUUAUAAAUUAAUUAAUUCGAGUCACUUGUGUUAUUUAUCACUUUUGUUUGAUAACAGAGCAGCGCUUUUUGCAUGUAUAACAUGAUUUUUAAAUUUAAUAUGCAACACAAAGUGCAUAUUUAA
Molecule: messenger RNA, 3139 nt
Organism: Dreissena polymorpha
Lineage: Eukaryota; Metazoa; Mollusca; Bivalvia; Myida; Dreissenidae
Exons: 3
Coding region: 147-2279 (710 amino acids)
Source: RefSeq, a predicted model, not a curated record